Messenger RNA from Heteronotia binoei (common prickly gecko), 1298 nucleotides. It is a transcript of the gene TMEM17, whose product is annotated as transmembrane protein 17. Gene Ontology annotation, cellular component: ciliary transition zone. Bases 85 to 765 code for a protein of 226 amino acids. The transcript has 4 exons. Gene Ontology annotation, biological process: non-motile cilium assembly. NCBI's taxonomy places the organism in Eukaryota, Metazoa, Chordata, Lepidosauria, Squamata, Gekkonidae. The record is from RefSeq and is a predicted model, not a curated record.
GCGGCUGCGCAGAGAGUCUGAGUCGCGCCUAGUUGCUAUAGCAACGAGGGGAGGCCUUCCGUCCGUCCAUGGGCGGCCUUUCUCAUGUCGCUGCCGGAGCCUGUGAGGAGGAGGCUCAGCUCCUUCAGUCGGACCGUCUUCACCGACAAUAACCGCACCGGCCCGGACAACAGAAGCGACGACAACCUCCCGGAUAAUGAACUCGUCUCCAAUUUGCCCCUGCAAAUGUCCCUCUAUUUCAACCUUUGCUUUUUCCCGUUUUGGUGGGUGAGUAGCGUGGUCAUGCUACAGCUGAAGUAUCCAGUCUUACCGGAUUACUACAAGUUCAUCCUGGUGACGAUCAUGAUAAUAAGUUCUCUGAUAGAGGUUAUCCGUCUGUACCUGGGAUACAUGGGCAAUUUACAGGAGAAGGUUCCCGAACUGGCCGGCUUCUGGCUCCUGAGUCUCUUCUUGCAACUGCCCUUAAUCCUCUUCCUGCUUCUAAAUGAAGGCCUGAAGAUCCAGCCAUUGGAGCGAGCCGUCCACGUCGUCUUCGUGGCCUUCCUCGUCUUCCAGGUCGUCGCGGCCUUCCUCGCGCUCAAAAAAAUGGUCAACCAGCUGGCCACUCGUUUCCGCCUUCGGGAAUUCGACCGCCUGGACAACCCUCUCCCCGCCGGUCGUCAGGGUGGGCCGAAAGCGAGACCGGAAGCUCCGUGGGCGGCCGGGUUCCCCAUGGAAGAAAUUCAACCCACCAGUGUUGGAUGGGGGUCUGCCGUGAAGGCGUGACGGUCUCGUGGAGCCAUGCGCCACUGAUAAAUGCUUCUCGUUGCCUUAAUCAUCGGUGUUUCUUUGGAACUCGCCUUGGGAUAGAUUGCAAAACGACUCUUCUCUGAGGCAGCUGACAUAGGAAGUUCCGGGCCUAUCCAGGUGUGUUGAAAAAUGAAACAGUGAGAUGUACGAGCUUGUAUCAUUGCAGCCGAGAGCAGGGAAUUCGUUUUCUGUCUGGUCUCACUCAUGGUACCGUUCAAAUGUAAUCCACGUGGAUUUUGCAUCCCCCUAUAAUGUUUUAUUACGCAUUCCUCCGUGGGCAUUCACCCACAGAAAAAAAUAGUGUCACCGUUGGCUCUUGACAUUAUUUUUGGACACUUGGCAGACAGGACGUGAGUGGGGGGAUUGUUUUGUAUUAAACCUAGCAUUUGGAAAAGUUCUUUUUUUAACGUUUCAAUAACGGUUGCAACAAAAUAUUUUUGUAUAUAUUUUUUUAAGUUUCCAUUACAGGUGCAAAGGAGCGUUCUGUAUAAUAAACAGUUGCAAAGGAA